Messenger RNA from Ectocarpus sp. CCAP 1310/34, 514 nucleotides. The record is from the annotation of a GenBank genome assembly. Lineage: Eukaryota; Phaeophyceae; Ectocarpales; Ectocarpaceae.
AUGGAAAACGGGGAGGAUGAGAUGAGCCCGCCGGUGGAGCCUCGGCCGCCGCCGGAGAGGACGAGGGCGGAGUCGGUCAUGCCCAAGCCGAGCCAGGGGACCAGGCGGGGGAGGGCGGUGUUCGUGAGCCCUAGCCCUGUCAAGGGCCGGCGGACUUGGGGCUGCUGUUUAACUGUGUGUACUAGCUCGCAUGAGAGAGGAGAGAGGGAGAAGGAGGAGAGGCCCCAAUUCUCGAGAGAACACGGGGACUCCGCACUUUCAUCCAAAGCCUCUCAGCACAUACCCUUCAAGUUGUCCCAGCUGCGUCCUACGGAACGGCUAUUUUUCGACUAUCCACUUCUACGCACGAACACCCUCCCUGGUUCUUUACGGCAGUGAAGAACCUCUAGUGCGUCGAAAAUACGUCCGAAAAACCGAAACACAACGACAAAACAAAAGUAACUGGGAAACCCGGCCACCGGAUCAAAACCCCUCAGAAAUUCAACGCCUCACGCCGAUCAUAUCACGAAAGAUU